GUUCUGUUCUGUUCUGUCCUGUCCAUCACAAUUCACGCGACGACGACCCGGCCUGCGGGCAGAUCUUUCUUGACCUAGCCAGCUCGUUCUUGGCGCACUAGCUAGCCAGCCAGCUAGUAGCUAUCCUCGCUCCUCCCCACCGUCCUCAGUGCUAGACUAUUCGUCCGAUGGGCGGCGUCCAACUCGACGACCUCUCCGAAUUGGCCGUGCUCCGGCCGAUCCAGACAGCGGCAGCGGCUCGGCCGCCGGGCGACGACGCCGAAGACGGCCCGGACGCCGCCGACACGGGCUGCGUCACGCCAACGGCCUCGAGCUCCCGGCUGAUGCCGAUGCCGCGCCUGGACGGCGGCUGCGGCGCCCUGGACAGUACCGACGCCGCCGCCGCCGCCUGCGUCACGCCGGCGGCGUCACCUUGCCUGCUGCGGCCGGCCACGGUGUGCCCUCCGGCGCCGCGGAAGCCGGCGAGGCCGGCCGCGCCGCCGCCCGACAACAAGAGGAAGCGCUGCUGCUGCGCCCGCGCCUUCUUCCCCGUGCCGCACGACCUCUCCGCGGUGUUCGUGCCGCGCAGGUCGCCGCCCAGGGCCGCCACCGCCAAGAAGGUCCGCCUGCACCUCGUGGGCUGACGAAAGCCAAGCCAUGCCACCGGCGGCACGACAGGAUGCAUGCCAUGCCACCACGCGCCAUGCUUUCUUUCUUCGUCCUCCGAUUCAUCCGCCAGCGCAUCACGCGCGCAUCAGUUGCGCCGGCGCGCCAUUGGCCAUUUGCUGCGAGUGCGAUCGAUGGAGGACAAAUUCUUGGGCUUCCUGACAAGACAGAGGACACGACGACCAAAGGCGGGCGGGCGGGCCGGCCGGCCAGUACAAUCGAUCAGAUCAGAGUGUUUCUGCAGUGAUUGCGCUACCUUCUCAAUCUCAGAUCGAUCUCGAGCUGCCUGGAUCUGAAUAAUCGAAUUGUAAAUACCACAUCGUCGUUGGCUGCGCAUGGUUGUCGUCUUCGCGUGUCGAGGGUGUAUAAAGGCCAUAGUCGUUCCUGUGAAAUUCGCUGCCUGCAAACGCAUAGUUUUCUCUGCAGGAGCGCCAAUGCAAACAACGGCCGGCGCA
Molecule: messenger RNA, 1100 nt
Organism: Zea mays
Lineage: Eukaryota; Viridiplantae; Streptophyta; Magnoliopsida; Poales; Poaceae
Exons: 1
Coding region: 168-623 (151 amino acids)
Source: RefSeq, marked predicted